UCCUGAAACGCUCCGUGCUCCACCGCGGAGGCAGCUUUUCAUUGCAUAGCUGGGGAGGCUUGCUUUGGCGCACUUCCGCAGCUGACUUUUUGGUGUUCACUGGGAAGAAAAAGCACCUUUCACAUUUGGACUGGACUGUUUUCUUUCUUUUUUUUUCUAGCGCGAGAAAAACCAUCUCCAAACUCUCUACGAGCAGGAGUCCAACUCAGGAGGAGAAGUAGAUGCUGUGACCAAAUAAAGGGGGGCUCCCUUUGGUUCUUACAGUUUAGAAAGUAUCUCCGGCAGUUUAGUGUUAAUUAGAAAGCGUUUUUUAAUUUAUUUUUUGCUGUACAUUUUUUCUGCUUUUUCCCCAUACUGGGCUCUGACAUUCAAGGAUGUGUGCGCCAAACCGCUCUCAGUCGCUUUAUUGAUGGGGGAUGACCAAGUGUAAGAACAAGGACGCUUCGAUCAGAAGAAACGUCAAGUGAGAAGUACCUUACCAUGGAUCUGUAACUAAAGCUUUUUUUCUAUUUGUCCUUUUUUAUUGCGUGUUUUUUAAAAUAUAUUUCUAAACGGACUAGGAGGACUGGGUCAACCUCCAUCGGUGUAGUUCAGGGGUCACGGCCAGUGGAUCAACGACAAAAAGGAGGGGAGGCUACUUUGUCUGCCUUGCACUGGCUGUUUUAUUUAUCGUUUUUUUAAAGAAAAAAACUGGGGUUCUCUUGUGAAAAACUUUCAUUUUGGACGUUUUGGCGCAUGACGUGCUUAAGGAAUGAGCGCCGCCGCUGUCGUUUCCCUCCUCUGGUUUAGGAGACACCAGAAAAGACCCGCUGUCCUGUCCCAUGAAAAGUGGACCCAACUCUGAGCUCCUUUCUCCUCCUUCCCAUGAAUUAUUUUCAUAAAUUGAAUAUGUUUUUCAUUUUUUUGGUCACAGACUCACUGAGUCCACAUUUUUAAAUUUAAAAAAUCUAUUUAAAAGGAGCUCUUCCCACAGGCUGCAGCUCACUGUCUUUCUGUAUAAACUAUUGUGGCCAGUUGAAUCGACUGUUUUUUUGACCCCCUCUACUGCAUCCCCCCACGCCCUCAGCCCAAUUUUACCGAUGGAGAUUCACUGUAAGCACGACCCGUUUGCAGCAAUGCACAGACAUGGUGGAGUGAACCAGCUCGGGGGAGUGUUUGUAAAUGGCAGGCCCCUCCCAGAUGUAGUCCGACAGCGAAUAGUAGAACUCGCCCAUCAGGGGGUUCGGCCCUGUGACAUCUCACGCCAACUGAGGGUCAGCCAUGGAUGUGUCAGCAAAAUACUGGGCAGGUACUAUGAGACGGGCAGCAUCCGGCCCGGUGUGAUCGGGGGCUCAAAACCAAAGGUUGCUACACCCAAAGUGGUCGACAAGAUUGCCGAUUACAAACGCCAAAACCCCACCAUGUUUGCCUGGGAGAUUCGGGAUAGACUCCUUGCCGAGAGAGUCUGUGACAACGACAGCGUCCCCAGCGUCAGCUCCAUCAACAGGAUCAUACGGACUAAGGUUCAGCAGCAGCCCGGUCAAACGGGCUCAGUGUCGGCUCACAGCUUAGCGACGUCUGUGGCUGCCUCGCAGGUCCCAGCAGUGACCAGCGACUCAGCGGGUUCCUCAUACUCCAUCAGUGGCAUCCUGGGGAUCAGCUCAGCAGCUGAUGUUGGCAAGAGGAAAAGGGACGAAGGAUUGCAAGAGUCGCCACUGGCAAACGGACAUGGCCACAGUGGGCGGGACUUCCUCAGGAAGCAGAUGAGAGGGGAGCUGUUCUCACCACAGCAGAUCGAGGUAUUGGACCGCCUCUUUGACAGACAGCCAUCCUGUCCAAUCCAAUCCAGCACUGAGCUCUAUGUGAGCCCUGACUCUGGCAAGACAUCAGAUUACUCUGCCAUGGCCUCGCUAGCAGGUGGACUAGAUGAAAUGAAGAACAGUUUAACCAAUCCAGGCACAGCGGGGGAGUUAGGAUCCAGUGUUUCCGGUCCACAGUCCUACUCACUAGUUCCAGGUCGAGAUUUGGCAAGCACAACUCUGCCAGGGUACCCCCCUCAUGUCCCUCCCACCGGACAGGGCAGCUACUCCACCCCAUCCCUCCCUGGCAUGGUACCUGGUGGAGAUUUUUCCGGAAGUCCAUAUUCCCAUCCGCAGUAUUCCACAUACAACGAGUCAUGGAGAUUUCCAAAUCCCAGCCUCUUAGUGUUUCAGCAGGAUUAUGGGUCUCUCUUGGGGACGGAGAUCGGCUGCUCGUCCAGUCUCUUCACUACUCAGGCAGGACAGAUGCAAGGAUCACCAUACUAUUACAGUGCAACAUCACGGGGAGCAGGCCCUGCUGCCACGGCAACAGCCUCCGCUUACGAUCGCCACUGACACCCCCCACAUCCUGCAAAGAGGGGAGAAGAAGGAGCAUUAGAGGAAAAAUGGAGGGAGGGAUGGAUAGCACCAGCACUGUUCCGUAAAAACUCACGUUUGCACAGACCAAGACAGGAUUUUGAGUCUUUGAUAGCUGUGAUUUUGACUCUUAAACAAAACAACACUUCUUUGCUGCAGCACAAUACUGUCGGGGUUCAAUUGACCAUAAGAAUAUGGGACUUACUGUGUCAGAAAGUCUUAUCAAGACAACCUGUAGCCCAUUUAUAAAGACUAAGUGUUUGGAUUUGGGUAAAAUGUGAUUUUGUGCUAGGGACAUUGUCAAGCUGACCAGAACAAAAUCUCUUCUUUUUUUUCGGACAGUAUUUUAACAACUUUACAUAGUUUAUUUUAAAUCCAUGCUUCAGUAAGAAAAUGACAAUCCAAUUCUUGCAAACAAAAUCUCUACUUGCUGCACAUUUCUUUCAAAAUCCUAACACAGAAAAGACCAUUUUUUUAAGGGACUUUCCUUAAUUUGCUUUACAAUGUUUGUGUUUUAUCGCCAAAAACACUUUUUAAAGAAAAAUAAUAUCAAAAUAUGAAAAUGUGAACAUCAAAUUAAUUGAGUUGCUGUUCAAUAUGAGUUACAUGUAAAUCAGAUUGACCACUUGGGUAUUUUCCUAUGUGAAGACCAAAUUAAUUUUUGCUAAUUCUCUAUUUUGUCCUUCAAAGCCUUUACUAGGCUAAGAUAAUUAUUGGGAAACUUUUCCCAGGUGUCUCAAAAUCCAAAACUGGAUUGGCCUCAUGACUGUUGAAGUGUUAUUAGAUAAUUGCUGAUAGGGUUGGGGCUAAGCCAACAGCAGCUGAGGCCAAACCAGUUCUUAUUCCUCUAGAAAACAAAAAGAUUUUUUUAAAAUUAAUCUUUCACAUCUGCUCUUGAAUUUUAUAAAAUUUUUGUUCACAUCAAACCAAACUUGCUGUACAGGAAGGUGCUGUCCUACCUCCCCAUAGCCAGGAAGGCGCAGUCAUGAUCAAGAGCUAUUUAUGACGGAGGAGAAAGAGUAAUAUAUUAAAAAUCUUUUCUGCUCUGCGAUGAGAGUGAAUGCCUGUGAUGAUUUAUAUUAGUGUCGAUCUGUUGUGCUAGAAUAGUGAUGAUCUGAUGAUGCAGAUCAUCAGAAAAACUUUCAGUAUGAGAAGAUCUUUUUGUUUGUUUGAAAUGUGAUCAGAUUGCCAUUUUCCUGUUUAUGGUUUGACAUAGGUGCCACUUAAUAAGAUGCCAUUUUAUGGCCUCCUAUUUAGAAAGAAAAUACAAAAAAAAAACAGGAAGCAAAACGGUCCGUCUUCCUGUCUCUCCUGAAACUCCCCAAAGAUGGCCCCCCCAAGUGGAUCGGCUGACAAAAGCACAAAGAUUCUCAAUCAUCAUCUCAAAGGUGCCGUUUAUAACUUAGUUCAGUGUGACCACGUUCUUUAGUUCUUUCCCUCGCCUUUGAGUGUUUGUCCUGAUGCUGUUUGGAACCGUUUGAUUCCUUUAAACCACAGUUUUUUGUGGGGGGAAAAAAAAGCAUGUGAACAUUUCUCUUGUUUUUUUUGUCUCCAUACGUUCUGCGCUGUGACAAUGCUUGACACCAGGGUCGAGGCCUUACCCAUCAUGUUCAGAGAACAGAUUUGCCCUGAAGUGCUGAUCUGGAAUCAGUGUGUUGCUCUUCUCAGAUGUCAGAGGUCGCACAACGUUGAUCUUGUGAUAGGGUAUCGUCUUUCUUAUCUUGUAGCUUCCUGUUUUAAUUCUGCCUAUCGGUGAAAGAGGGAAGAGGUCACAAUUUUGAUAGAAUUUCAAUUAUGUUAAUCGCAGAUGUGGAGGGUUUUUUCUGAUCAUAAAAAGACUAAAACUAUGUGGUGUUUUCAUCAAUAACUGUUGACUUUCUAACUUAAUUUUCAUUGCUUGUAGUUUUACCUACAAAAAGAGAACUGGAUUCAACGCACCAAAUCUGCAGCAUGAGACAUAAAGUAUUAUAUAGACACCAAACAAAAGUUAAUUUUACUGUAUUUGUUUUGUUUUUUUGAUAGUCAUGGAGUUUUAUCAUUUGUAGACUCUAAAAUUGUACACAACUAAAAAGAAGAUUCUUGUGACUGCCCACCUGUUGAGCUGCUUGUGUCCACCUCAGCAGGAGACUUUUCCUUACUUCUAUCCUUCUAAGGCAUUAUUGAACCUGAACCACACCAGCGGAAAACAAGGACAGUGCCUUUAGUUUUAUAUGUCAACCCCAACCGACCGAGAGUCACUAAAACAAGAUUCCUCCCUAUUAUUCCUUUUGUAAAACUCAAUCAUCCACCCUGCUUAGCACACGCUUGUAGGUCAACGAUUGUUUCCACGAUGCAUCGACUGUUGCACCAUAGCUCUGAUGACGUGACUUAAAACGGAUUCACUAUUUUUAAAGAAAUGAAAUUUGGAUUGAUGUGGAUUAUGUUUUAUCUCAGAUUUCUUUAUCUUUUCUCAGCUUUGACUUAGCUGACAAAGCCCUUCUGCAACAAAGCCCCAUAAAAUGUAACCUUUUCAUUCCUCUCUCAAAUUUGUGUGUGUGUGUGUAUUAUCCCUUUCAGUUGGAAAACUGUGCUUUUCAAUGCAGUAUUUAAACAAAAAAGUACAUUAAAAAGGUUCACCUCAAAUGAACCCAAAUAAUUGAAAAUAACUAUUAACUCCUGGUGGGAAUCUGAAAAUCAUCUUAAACUGUGCUCUGUUUAGUUUUUGUUUUUAAAAAAAAUUGAAAUUCUUGUGAGGGACUUUUCACAACAUUUCAAUCUAAACUGGCAAAAUUGAAACAGAAAUUUGACACUUGAUGAAAAAAUGCACCAAAAUACAAGCCUAAUUCUUUCUGUGAGUUAACAUAGCCGUCAUGCCACGACAAUUUAGUGCGACUCAAAGGUAAAAUUUUCUGGAUUUUUCUCAAUUUUGAAUCAUCAAGUAGUCAAAAUAUCCAGUUUUACUCCUGGUUUAGGUUUUUACUACAAAAGUACAGAAGCCAGUUGCAGGUUAGUCUGCAAUCAGAUCUAUGUCCCCUGAAAUUUACAGCAACUUUUAGCAGUUUGCCACCAUUAAACAUCCUAAAAAGACUCAUGAAAGACAGUAUAAGCUAAAUUUACUGCAUCUGAAUUUAAGGAUUGGGCAUCAAAACAUAAUCUUUUACAGGAUGACUGAUGAGAGAAAGUUGAGUUCAGUACAUUGGCAUAAGAAAGAUCCAACAUUUUGAGAGCUAUUUGGCCAAAAACCUACUUUAAAAAAAAAUUACUUCUAUUUAAAGAUGCAUCUGAGACGAUAAUGUCCAAAUUCUUGGAGAUUUUCAUGCACAAUCCUUCAUAAGGGGUAAAUAUGACCAAUUGGGUGAAUAUGGAACAACCACUGGAAAAACCAAGUAUAAUGGGAAAGAGCCAAGUGGUCAGUCAUUGCAUUAGUUAAUCAGUCUGAAAAAAAGAACCACCACUUUUCUUUCCCUAUCAAAAGCCAAGCAACCAUGGUGUUUAUUUAAAGCAGUGUCUUUUUGAGGUUGCAGCCAGAUCUCCUGUAUGCACUUUCAAAAAAGCAAAAAUGUCACACAAAGACAAUGCCCGUAGUUUAAGUACAUUCCAAUGCUGUGUGUAAUUAUGCAUCUCCCAGUGAAGCACAGCUUGCUUUGCCAUUGCUUUGACCUGACUGGUUCACUUGCAGAGAGAAUGGAUUCUCACUGGCCAGCAGUUGUUUCAAUUGGCAGCUGUGACAUUGACUGCAGGCAUGUUGGGGGAUCUUGUCUUGUGGGUGGUACAGUAGAAAGCCUAGCGAGCAGAGGCCAAACACACACACACAUAAAUAUUAGUAAAGACACACUUGCUGCCUCCCUUUGUCCUUUGCAAAGUGGUGAUUGCCCCUCCUCUUAUGCCCCUGCCUUCCCCAGGGGAGCCCAAACCUGCUGUGCCAUCAGAAGCUCAUCCAGUCUUUUCAAACCCCCCUC
Molecule: messenger RNA, 6313 nt
Organism: Oryzias latipes (Japanese medaka)
Lineage: Eukaryota; Metazoa; Chordata; Actinopteri; Beloniformes; Adrianichthyidae
Product: paired box protein Pax-5-like
Biological process (GO): anatomical structure development; regulation of transcription by RNA polymerase II
Molecular function (GO): RNA polymerase II cis-regulatory region sequence-specific DNA binding; DNA-binding transcription factor activity, RNA polymerase II-specific
Source: RefSeq, a predicted model, not a curated record